Molecule: messenger RNA, 1008 nt
Organism: Fusarium redolens
Lineage: Eukaryota; Fungi; Ascomycota; Sordariomycetes; Hypocreales; Nectriaceae
Product: sucrase/ferredoxin domain-containing protein
Exons: 2
Coding region: 1-1008 (335 amino acids)
Source: RefSeq, a predicted model, not a curated record
AUGCUUUCUUUUAAAUCCCUUGUAUUGAACGUGCUUGGAAGAACUUCUGGGGCUAGCCUGACCGAACUGUUUGACAAGACAGAUCCCACGGUCGAUGGUGAUGACUGCCUACACGACUGCGACAGUUGCAUCGUGGAGUACCCUAAGAGGUUCAAGGUUGAGCAGAGCCACGUGCUGUACGGAAAUAUUAAAGGUUGGAGCAGUCACCUGUUGGUAGCAACGGCCAAAUCUGACUGGGUGAGGAAUGUCGCCAACGAAAAGGGAAGCAUCAUGGAGGCAUUGGAUAAGGCUCAUGGGCCAGAGAACGACAGGUUGAUGCUUUCUGCUUCGAAUAUUCCUACACCUGACGGCAGUCCUGAUUAUUCGAAACCUACUUGCGGGCUCCUUCUACCAGCCUUCGUUUCCAUCUAUAACAUCACAGCAAAGAACGUCCCGCAGCUUAUCAACCUUGUCGAUAUGGCGCCCACAACCUCAUCCCCUUUGGAACCUUCUGUUCUACCAAGGACAGUAUCUAGCCCCGAUCCAAACAUCCCAGUCAUCACCACCAAGGCAUGCCCGCACAACGCCAUUAUAUUAUUGUGUAGUCACAAAUCGAGGGAUGCACGUUGCGGCCAGAGUGCGCCCUUACUGCGUAAGGAAUUCGAACGCCACCUACGACCACUUGGCCUGUACCGUGACCUACAUGAUGAACGGCCCGGAGGUGUAGGUAUCUACUUUAUCAGCCACGUCGGCGGCCAUAAAUAUUCUGCCAAUGUGAUAAUAUACCGUCGACCGAAUGCCUUUGGUCAAGACGACAUUUCGGUUCCAAAGAGCAAUGGCGAGGGUCAAGAACAUGAGACUAGGGACGGAAGCGAUCUUGGUGCCUCGCAGUGCAUCUGGCUAGCACGUGUGCGACCAGAAGACUGCGAGAACUUGAUCAGGUACACAGUCAUGAAAGGGAAGGUGGUGAAGCCAGAGCACCAGUUAAGAGGAGGGUUUGACCGGGCCAAGGGAGUGAUGAGUUGGUGA